AUUUAAAAAUUAAUGAUAAAUUAAAUUAUUAAUUGUCAAUGUUUUUUUACUUGCUUGCAAAUGUCACUCAUCGCGUACGUGUUUCGAGUAAAUUUUCAUAAUUGUUUAUGAUAAGUAGUGUCUUAUCGUUAUAUAAAUGGAUUAUAUUUCUGAUAAAAUCUGAUUAUCUUUCGGAUAAAAUCUAAUAACUUGUCAAAAUAAAAGUAGUAUUAUGGUAUUCCAUUAAAGACUUCAUGUUUCAUUAAGAUGUCGAACGUAUAAAAGAAUGAAAUUAAUAUCGGUUGUCAGUUAGUUUACUUUUCUAGUGUCAACUUGAACGAUUUUCGAGUGAUAUUAACGAGCAAGCAUGAGAAGUGCCAUAGCAUUAUGCCUUUUGGCUGCGGUACUUUGUACCGUCGAUGCAACUUUUUUGGAAUUUUUGCUACUUCGAGUGCGAAACACGAAAAAGUCCGUGGAAAGUAUCAUAGAGCAACUCGAACGUAUCCACGAUAACGUUGAGAAAGAUGUAGACCUGACAGUCAUAAAAGAACGGUUGAAAAAAAUGGAAGAGUUCGAUAAAUAUGUCAAUCCUAUACUCGAUACGAUACGUAAAGAGGUAGAAGACGCCAAGGCGAGAGGCAAGGAUGCUCAACGAUGUUAUGAUGCCGCUCAUAAUAUUGUUAAGGAUGCCCGCUAUGCAUUUUACACCGACGCCGAACGAUGUCAAGUAUCCGCGAAACGUUGUAUCAGCAACAACCUUAGUUUCAUCGAUAAUCUUAUCACAAACGGACGCAACCUGAUAGAAGAAUUGGAUAACAUCUUUCCGGAUUGCUACAAAAAAAAUUCGAGAUUUAUUGAUAUUUUAAAAUUGCAUAAUUGUAUCAAGAAGCAGCUUGAUAUAAGUACGGUUCGCGUAAAAAAUUUAAAGACCGACGCCAGUUCCGCCAAAUCGACUGCUAAAAACGCAUUUAACGUCGUUCAUCAGCAGAGCAUCGACUGCUUGAAGAACGCUUACUUGAACACACAUCCGAAGAUCAAGGAGGCCAGGGAGACUGCUACCAGGUGCCUCAAAGCUAUAUAGAAGGAGGAAGAUUUAUCUUUAAUCAAUAUUAUAUUGAUCGACUAUGAUUUAUUGCUAUUUGAAAUUAUUCGUUUGAAAAAAAUUGUCAAGAUAUUAUGAUUUGAAAAAGGCAGUUGUCCGUUCUCUCUCCAUAAUUGAAAAAUAAGCUAGUAGAGUUCACGAUAUCAUAUCUCGAGAUUUUAUUAUUUGCCUUAAAAGAGAGCUCUCUUUUUCUCUUAGCUUGUAUAAUACAAAAUUAAUAAAAAUAAUUGCAAAACAGGAAUUACUAAUCGAUACGAUUCACUCGUAAAUGCCUCUUGUUAUAAAUACAUUUUUAUAAAAUUUACGAUAUUAUACCUAGUUAUAAUUUAGUUUUGUUUUAUUGACACAAAUAGAAUUUAAUGUCUUUACCAUAAAAUAUAAUAUUUUGUUAAAACAGAUCAUUACGACGUAUUUACGUAUGUGAUCCACAUUUUUUUUAUUAAAACGCAAUACUAUUAUAACGUUAAUAAUGCCAUGGACGAUAAAGUAUCAUUUAAUUAUAGGCUUUAAGCCAGUGAUUAAAUUACGUACUAAAUUUUCUGCGAAAAGAUGUGUUUGUAUAAUCUGAAACAUCUGUUUGACGUCUGUCUUAAAGUUUAAAUAAGGUAUGUCACAACGGUCGAAAAUAUAACUGCUGUCUAAUCUAGAAAUCAUAAAUUAUUGAUGUUUCGCGAAUUUCUUAUGAAUCUUAUUUUAAAUAAAAGUAAAACAAAAUUAAAAAGUUCUUCAAUAUAAAAUCUUAAUAGGAAGAUAAAGAUUCAAUAAAAGUUAAAUGUAGUAAUAGAUGUAACAGCUUUUAUAUCGCUAUCGAUUAUUUUGAUAACAAUUAUACAUAAAAACUAUUUUUGUAUUCAUUAUCUCUACAAUUGUAAUUAAGACAAUCGUUAUUAAUUUGUAUAUCUA
This is a messenger RNA of Wasmannia auropunctata (little fire ant), 1984 nucleotides long. RefSeq lists its product as uncharacterized. NCBI's taxonomy places the organism in Eukaryota, Metazoa, Arthropoda, Insecta, Hymenoptera, Formicidae. The coding region runs from base 347 to 1060 and encodes 237 amino acids. The record is from RefSeq and is a predicted model, not a curated record. The transcript has 4 exons.